Molecule: messenger RNA, 6032 nt
Organism: Plectropomus leopardus (leopard coralgrouper)
Lineage: Eukaryota; Metazoa; Chordata; Actinopteri; Perciformes; Serranidae
Biological process (GO): regulation of transcription by RNA polymerase II
Cellular component (GO): nucleus
Source: RefSeq, a predicted model, not a curated record
GCUGCUGCCAUCAGAGUAGUGUGUUCCUGGAAAGUGUGUGGAUCUUAAUUUAAUUUGGGGCUUUGUGUCGUUGUGGUGUUAUCAGUAUUCGUUAGAGUAGAUGAAUUGUUAGAAGAGAUGCAGGGUGGGACGAAUUAUUAACUGGACGUUUUAAAACGCUACGAUCUCUCCCGUCCGGCUGUUAUGGAGCAGCCACCAGGGAGCUUUGAUGAUCUGCAGCCUCAAGACCUCUCCACCUCCAGCAUCCCCACUGUUAUUGACCUCACCAGGAAAGGUGGGGAUUGUGUCCUCAACAGCACGUCCCUUGAUGCCCUGCAGAUGGUCAAGAGCCCUGGCUGGUACCCAAACUCAGGGAACCCCGAAUCAGCCUUCUCAGAGACCAGCUCCUCAGACACCGCGCUCCAAUCAGGGGAUCAAAUUCAACCAGACAUUGCCUUCUCCCACACUACAGUCACCCUCUCCUACGUGAGCAGGUCUCACGUUUUCCCCACUCACGAUUCCCUGUCUCAGCAUUCGCCUCUGUACGGCGUACCGCCUAUUAGUAAGUUGUCCCUCCACCCUCCUUGUGACUCAGAUAAAGGGCUACGGGAGACUGGCGGUGCACUGAACCAGCAUUACUUGGAGCAGGUUGAUGGGCCUGUGGACCUUGCCACUCAGACAGAACAUUUUCAGUCAUUGUCUCAGGCUCAGGUGGGACCAGAGAAUGAUGGGGCAGUAUGUCUAACACAGGAGAUCAAUGGUGGAGUCAUUUCCAGCGAUGAGGAUGUGGAUAAGUCUUUAACAGGUGAAGAGGAAAACAACCUUUCUCUGGAAAAGAGUGAAGAGAAUGGCCAGGGCGAUAGCUGUUCGACUUCAGGAGUGUGUGCCGAGUCCUCACCGGAGACACUCACCCCUGCCACAGGAGAGGAUGAAGAGAGGGGCAGCUCCAAGGUGCUCUUUGUCACGUCUAAGAAACAGGACCCAGCGGUCGUUGCAGACAGUGUUGGUGCUAGAAACCUGUGUUCACUAAGUAGGGAGUACAUCAGUCCUCUGGAGGACCCUGUCUCCCCCUCCGCUACCUCAUUGGACGAUGUGGAUGAUGUAUUCAUCCUGCCUCAAGCCUCCAGCUCACCCAGUGGCGACAACUCUUAUCUAGAUGAGGUUGUGUGGGAUGAUGUGAGUAAAGAGGGGGUCAAUCAGCCAGGCUCUGGCAUGAGCGAUACAAGGUUAGAUUCAAGCAAUGACAAUAAGCAGCUGAUCCAUCGGCGGAAAGCAGUGUUGGAGCCUUUGAUUGACUUGACAGAUGAUACUUGUAUGUCAGAUGUUUCAGAAAGCAAACCCAAGACUGUCAUUCCUCACAUCAACGGGAAUACAAAGGCACUACAGAGAACUUUAAAAGAAAAGAAACUGCCAGUGCGCUCCGGCAGAGGGACGCGGUUAGAGGCUAUUGUUAUGAACAUAAAUUCAAGCAGGUAUUCAGUGUCAGGAUGCAUACGCACCAAUAGAAAAGCAAACACUUCCCAAUCAACAGCUAAUGAUUCUAAGUUAGCCAGUCCUAAGAGGAAUGACACCAUAUCGGUAAGAAAAAGGAAAAGCAGAGCAAAAGCACCUUUCUCAGUAAAAACAAAGAAAAGGAAAACAGUAACUUCAAUGACAAGGGGUAAAUCUAUUAACAUUAAGACUGAGCGUUGCAAAGACAAUACCUCUGAUUCUAAAAUCAAUAAUUCUAGCAGGUCUAACGGCAGCACACCUCUAAAAAGCCCUCAGUCUGCUGUGCACAAGAAGUCAAAGACAGACCCAGAGGAUGUUUCAGACCCUGCACACUCACCACAGACACGCACUGUGAAGUCAAAGAGGAGAACCUCUUCACUCUCAAGUCCUCAGUUUGAUGUGCACAAAAACUCAAAGGAGCCAGAGCAUCUUCCUCACCCUGACCUCUCAGUCAAAAUUCAUAUGGCAAGACUUUCCCCAGCACCAUCCCCAUCAUCAAAAUCUCCAAAGAAAAUCAAAGGCAAAGCCAAAGGCAAGGCUACAGGUAGCAAAACAUCUCCCACUGCCAAGUCGAGGAGGCAAAAGAAACACAAGUGGAGCCAGUCUUCCUCCAUGUUCGCCCCCAAGGAGCCAGAGAUCAAGUUGAAGUACGUCAACUACAAGGAGGAGAAAAGGGACUUGAGGUUAGACAGUUUCUCACCGUUUAUCCGUGUGGAGCGUCAGCAGUCAUCGUCAUCGCUGUGUACCGUAGUCAAUUACCCGGAGGAGGUAAGGUCACAACACAAGAGGAGUCAGCAGCAGCAGGCUCACCCCUGUGGCUUCAUUUCUGCAGUCAUACCCAGCACAUCCUGUCUGCAGCUGGGCCGGGCGACCAUGCACGGCCAGCACCAGGCCGCUCUAGUCUGCUGCCUGUGUGGACAGGCGGCUAACGCCAUGGACUUGGGGGACCUUCAUGGCCCCUAUUACCCCGAAGGGUACCAGCCAAGCACCAAAAGACCUGCCAGCAUGUUGGGCCUCAAAGAGGACGAGGACGACUACAGCGACUCGGACUCUUCGUCCUGCAGUAUCAGAGGCAGAGGGAGGAAGUGUGCCAUUCCACCCACACCGCGGCCCCUCAGGCCAGGAACUCAGCUAAAGCAGAGGGGCCUCUCGGGGAGCCACCAGUGGACAGCUGACAAUGCUGGCAGUCCUGCAGCUAAGCUGGCUCGGUCAGACGCUGGCUCUGCUGAUGUGGAGGACUGGUACAGCCCCCCUGUGCUGCCUCUAGAGCCCUGUGAAUAUUGGCUUCACGAAGACUGCGGCAUCUGGUCUGCAGGUGUGUUCCUUGUGAAGGGCAGAGUCUACGGUCUGGAGGAGGCUGUCAAAGUGGCCCAGGAGACGAUGUGUUCAUCGUGCAGCGACACGGGCGCUACACUGGGCUGCUUCUUCAAAGGCUGUCCAAACAAGUACCACUACAGGUGUGCUCUCAUGUCAGACUGUGUACUCAUUGAAGAAAACUUUUCCAUGAAGUGUAAAAAGCACAAGAACAAGACAUUCAUAGCCCCUCUAGGAAACCGACGCGAUGGCAGGUGACAAAGGAAAUCUCAUGAGACAUUCAGCUGCAGCAUCCUGCAGAGGCUUUCCUUCCCCUUCUGCUGGUCACCAUGGUAACUGUGGACCAGGGUUCUCUUGACUGACAGCUAGCACCUGUAAACCUUAACUUCACCCUCUGCUUUUCAACUGCACUGUUAACCCCGAGCACUGUGGCUGCUGGAGGCACCCAGUCACCCAAAACCUCCCUCAGUCCAGUCUUACGGUACUUAAACAGACGCCAAUAACACCUGCAGACUGCCGAAACCUCCUCUCAACUUCACAUAAAGUUUAAAUGCUGAAUUUGUUGUUUGUGGUAUAAGUGUGUAGUUAUUUAUAUGGAAUUUUUGUUCCUGGAUGAAAUAUGAAUAACAAUCAAAGGUAUUUAAUUUUUUUAAAAAGAUUUUUUUUUAAGUAUUUGAUUAUAUUUGGUUUAUUUAUUCUUGGAGUUUUCUUAUUGGCUUCUUUAGCGGUUGUCCAAGAGGUUUGAUUUUGUGUUUUUAAGUUAUUGGUAAAGUAGUUUAAAUGCUGAAAUAUCAAGCCAGUCAAGGACAUGCUGGUUUUAUUACAAGGUAGGACAGAGAAGGGACUUGUCAGCGACAGAACAAGGUACCUGAUAUAACUGUCAACACAACAGGGCUCCUUAUUCAGCAGAACCCCUUUUGGAUCAGAGCACAUGGCAUUACAUUUUGUUUCGCUAAGAGUGGUUCAAAAGGCUAAACUCAAAUGCACCCAAAUGACACUUAUGCUACAUGUUGUGUCUAAUUGAUGUUAUCCAGGGGACUAAACAGUGUGUUUGAAUGUAUUCUUCCCCCAUGUGAGAGACUUUUGCAAGAAGGUCUUGUGACACUCAACAUUUCUGGUCCUCUGCCUCCCUGCCUGUCGUAUCAUUUACUUCAGGCUCAAAUAUGAAGCUCUUUGAGCUUCACAGGUCAUCCAAUCAGGUUGACACCUUGUAAUUUCAUUUGGCCCCCCGCCUUAGGCUGGGAGAAUUUAAAUGUGCCUGUGUUGUUUGUGUGUACGACCCUUAAAUCAAUACCUUAAAGGGAAACUCCAGCAUAUUUCAACUUUGACUCUUUUUGUUAUGUCAUUGCGUGUACAUGACUGAUGUGACCAACAAUUUUUGAAAUCGGUCCAGUGUUGAGAGAGCAGGCUGCAGCCGUGUAACGCCUGCAGUGUAAGCAUAAGAGACAGUAGUGCAACAUCGGUGUACAUCCAUUUAAAGUGGUUAUUUAAGAAGUCCUUUUCUGUAGUCUCAGAAAUCUGUUUUGCUACAGGAAGACAACGCAGGACGUGAGAGCGAAAGUGAAAAGUGUGCUAUGUUGCAGUGAAGAGAGCAUAGCUUUGAGCUGUUUAAAAGUUUUUAGAUGUCAUGGAUAAUGUUUUUAGCUGAUGUCUUUGAAUUUGUCUCAUGAGAUUUCAAAAUGAGAAUUCUCCUUGAGUGAGACUUAGUCACUGUAGCUAACAGAUUGGAUCAAGUGAAAGAUAAGACACUUUAGACACGUAAUUUUAGUCAUAACAAUACGAGCCUGUCUGUUGCAGAAAUAACCACAUAUAAUGGAUGUACAGGUUUAAAAAUGCUGAAGUUACCCUUUAAUGGGAUUUCAAUAGGGUUUGUUGAGAGCCCUGUAAGGGGAUAAUAAAUUAAAGGCGGCUUAGGAAAGCGAUUCCUUUCAAUUCAAGUCACCUGCUGUUUAUUUGGAUUCCUCCCCAGAACUGCAAAAAACAAUUUCUGUUCAGUUUCAUUUUCUGAAUUUCGCAGCACAGUAUUCACAUUGCUUUGAUUGUACCUCAACAAACCCUCUUUUGGAAUUAAAGGACCACCCCGCUUCACCUGUGUCACUUAAGUUUAAGAGGGUUGUUUGUUUGCAGAUUUCUACGCUAACAUUAAGAAUCCUAAUUUAAAUAGGAACGGCCAUGUAUAUAAAGUAAUAUAAAGAUUCAUGAUAAUCUAUUUUCCUUUCUUGACUUGGGCCUAAAUGGUGAAUUUCCACCUGAACCUUUCUAAAAAAAAAAAUCAAAAAAACAAAGGGCCUUAUCUGACAGACAAGAGGUAUAUACAGUUUCUCCUAUUCUGACUAGCUUGUGGUGCAAUGACAAAUCAGUGGAUGUACAUCACCUUUCUUUGGACUUCUUGAUGACUGAGGCAGCUUGCAUGCACUUUCUUCUGCAGACUUUACUAUUCCUGAUGCACCCUUCGACACACUCUUUAGGACUUGUGUAAACCAUGUACUGAGUAUCAUUAGUACUUGGUGACAUCGGUGCUGAGGUCAGGGCUUUGGCCUGUCAGCCUGCGUGUCUGUUUUAAAGACAUUACACCAACAUCUAUCAGGACUGGUGUAACAUCUCCACUUCUGCUCUAUUUUGUAUAGCGCCAUUAGGGGCAGCGUUGUGCUCUCUGAUGUCCAUUAAGCCAUGGCUCCUUGUUAACGGAUAUCCAUACAGAGGAAUCCAAAAGCUAUGUCUGCUUCUCACCAGCAGCAAAAGACACAAGCCACACACACAUCCUGGAGUCUAUUUAAUCUGUGCCAUCCUUAUGUUUUGUGCAUUUUGUAUUUCUUUGCGGUGACGUUUGUACUGCUAUUAUUCUCAAUAACAGUCAGCUGUGUGCAUUGUACCAAAUACAGAUUUUGGAGAAUGUUUGGAUUGACCCCCCCCCCCCCCUCCACCCCCCUUCCUCCAUGUAAUUGUCUGUGUGUUAAUCUCAGGGCUGAAUCUCAGAUAUUCUAAUAAUUUAAAUUUGAUUUUGUGUUUUUUCUUUUCUGAGUGCUGGGCUUGUUGUGUUAACCCUACGUUGACUAGAUCAAUGACACAUGUCGCAGGAUGUGUUUUUUUUCUCAGAUGCAAAGCCGUCUGUCCUGGUACACACUACUCAUCACAUUCCAUGCCACUUUUUUUUCAUGGUCCUUAUUUUAUGGCGACUUUUUUGAACUGUCUCGCUCACCUCUUGGGGAAUCAGAGGUCAUGUAAUUGUCAAUGAAUAUUUUGUUCAA